Penicillium griseofulvum is the source of this 1467-nucleotide messenger RNA. RefSeq names its product flavin monoamine oxidase family protein. The coding region runs from base 1 to 1467 and encodes 488 amino acids. NCBI's taxonomy places the organism in Eukaryota, Fungi, Ascomycota, Eurotiomycetes, Eurotiales, Aspergillaceae. The transcript is spliced from 4 exons. The record is from RefSeq and is a predicted model, not a curated record. Gene Ontology annotation, molecular function: oxidoreductase activity.
AUGACUCCGAAUCCGCACAUCGGUAUUAUCGGCGCAGGUAUUUCAGGCCUCCGCUGCGCCGACAUCCUCAUACAAAAUGGGGCACGCGUAACAAUUUUAGAAGCAAGAGAUCGCAUUGGCGGGAGAGUACACCAAUCAACGGUUGGAGACCAUGUAGUGGAUCUAGGCCCCAAUUGGAUUCAUGGCGCGGGGGAGAACCCCAUCAUGACCAUAGCGGAAGAAACGGGAACCGUGAUGUAUGAUCCGGAGGGUGGCAGACAUAUCACCUACUCGCGAGAUGGCCACCCAAUCAACGACGAAGUGAGCGCCAAAGUCCAAGACUUCGUAUGGACUACUAUAGCAGAAGCCUUUAAAUAUAGCAAUCACCAUGGGCAAAGUAUUCCCGCCGAGCGAAGUCUAUUCGAUUUCUUCCGCGAUCGAGUCCAGCAAACCAACUUCUCAGAUGAAGAGAAACAGCACUGUCUGGACGCCUGCAAGCUCUGGGGUGGUUAUGUCGGCGAUCAAAUCGACAAGCAAAGCCUGAAAUUCUUCCGUCUAGAAGAAUGCGUCGAUGGGAGCAAUUUCGUCGUGGCAUCAACAUACAAACGCAUCCUAGAACACGUCUCCGAAACUGCCGUGAAAAAGGCCUCCAUCCAUCUCAACGAACCAGUCACAAACAUCAACGCACCUACCAAAUCACCACACCAGGUGACAGUAACAACAGCAACAGGAAAAACCUACACCUUCGACGAAGUAGUGGUAACCUGUCCACUGGGCUGGCUGAAGCAAAACACCUCAGCAUUCACACCCCAACUCCCACCCCGUCUAGAACAAGCAAUAACCAACAUCUCCUAUGGCCGCCUGGAAAAGAUAUACGUGACAUUCCCACGCGCUUUCUGGCACGACGCCGUCUUCGCCCAAUUCCUCAACCCAUCCUACACAUCCUACCCCGAAAACAUAGAAUGGAACCAAGAAUGUCUCUCACUCGCUUCCCUUCCUUCCCCACACGCACAUCCAACCCUCCUCUUCUACACAUACGGCGCAGGCGGCGCGGAGAUAGUAAACCGGCUUUCCGGAUCGCCCUCGUCGCCUGGAUACAGAGAUGCCCUGAUCUCAACGCUACAGCCGUUCUACUCCCGACUUCCUGGGUAUAAUGCGGAGAACCCGGACUGUGUUCCGGUUGCGCUGCUUGCUACGCAGUGGCAGAAGGAUGAGUUUGCGGGGUAUGGGUCGUAUUGUAAUUUCCAGGUUGGGGUUGAGGGGGCGGAUAGGGAUAUUGAGGUUCUUAGGUGUGGGGAUGGGAUUGGGUUGAGUAGGGGUGUUUGGUUUGCUGGUGAGCAUACGGCGCCGUUUGUAGCGCUUGGGACUACUACUGGGGCAUUUUGGAGUGGGGAGAGGAUUGCCAAGGAGAUUUGUCGUGGGUUUGGGAUUGGGGAGGUUGGUGGGAUGGGGGUUAAGGAUGAUUCUUUGCCUUCUGCUCUUGAUUAG